AUGGGUCAGAGAAUAGUCAGUGAAAAUGACGAGGAAUCCGCAGUAAAAGUGUGCGUUAGAGUCAGACCUCUUAUUAAAAGGGAGGAGUCUGAAAGCCCGGAGCCAGUGCAGCUCUACUGGAGAGCUGACAAACAGGCCAUCCAUCAGCUGGAUGAUGAUGGAGCUCAAACUAAGAGCUACAGUUUCGACCGUGUGUUCAGUGCUGAAGAGACCACUGCUCAGCUCUACCAGGACAUUGCAAAGCCACUGGUCGUGUCAGCAGUUGAAGGCUAUAACGGCACGAUAUUUGCCUACGGACAGACAUCUUCUGGAAAGACCUUCACCAUGAUGGGAAGUGAACAUAACCCUGGAGUGAUUCCUCUUGCCAUGGCUGAUGUCUUCAAAACUAUUAAAAAUUGUCCAAAGAAGGAGUUUCUCCUGCGUGUGAGCUACAUGGAAAUCUACAAUGAAACAGUCACAGAUUUGCUCUGCGAGAGCUGGAAAAGGAAACCUCUGGAAAUUCGUGAAGGGAACUACAAAAACGUGUACGUAGCUGAUCUGACGGAAGAGCUGGUGACGUCUCCGGAACAAGCCCUGUCCUGGAUCACCAAAGGAGAAAAAAACCGACAUUAUGGAAAAACAAAAAUGAACCAGCGUAGCAGCCGCUCUCACACCAUCUUCCGCAUGAUCUUGGAGAGUCGUGAGAGAAGUGACCCGGCAUCCGGGGAAAACUCUGAUGGAGCCAUCAUUGUGUCACACUUGAACUUGGUGGAUCUUGCUGGUGCUGAGCGGGCGAGUCAAACAGGAGCCGAGGGAGCCCGCUUUAAAGAAGGGUGCAAUAUAAACCGCAGUUUGUUCACUCUCGGUCAAGUCAUUAAAAAGUUAUCCGAUGAGAGUCAGAAGGGCUUCUUGAAUUACAGAGACAGUAAACUGACUCGGAUCCUUCAGAACUCUUUGGGUGGCAAUGCCAAAACUGUCAUUAUUUGCACCAUCACCCCAGCCACUGUCGACGAGACUGUCAGCACUUUACAGUUUGCUAGUGCUGCCAAGCGCAUGAAGAACGACCCUCACGUCACAGAGGUCUCUGAUGAAGGAGCUCUCUUGAGAAGAUACCGCAAUGAGAUUGUUGAUCUCAGACGACGUCUGCAAGAGGUUUCCUCUGUCACACAAACAACUGCGACCGAGCGAGAAUCCCUGUGUCAGCUUCUGCAGGAGAAAGACCAGCUCCAGAGAGAGCAGCAGGACAGGAUUAAGAACUUAACCAAGCUACUAGUUACUGCCUCAAAUGUCGCCCUAAUCCCUAAGGUUCCAAAGAGGAGAGUGACAUGGGGUGGAAAACUGCUAAGGUCUGCUCGUCUUCUAAAUGAUGAUCUCGGCGCGAGUGACAUGAGUUUUGCAGAGCCGUACAUCAAGAAGAGAAGAGCUGAUUGCUCUCUGCCCGAUGAGGGAGAUGAUGUGUAUGAGUUUGACAGCCGGUUUGAUUUCACUGCUCUGGAGGAACCCAACAUGGACAUGGAGAUGAACAGCACCACUGUCCGCAACUCCUCUGAAGGGAGUCAUUUCUUAGACUCGCCCCAAGCGAGCGAGCUGACGUUGAAGGUGGCGUCUCUGGAGCGUCAGCUGGAAGCAGAAACUCAGUGCAAACAGAGAGCAGAGGAGAUGAGCACUGAACUCCAGCUGAAGAUCUCUGAGUUGCAGAACAAGCUGGAGGCUCAAGCCACACCAUCAGAGGAGAAGACCAUCUCUCAACUGGAGAAACAGAUGGAGGAAUUGCAGAGUCGACUGGAGAAGGAGGUUCAGGAGAGACAGAAGGCUCAGGAGGAAACCUCCUCACUGGAACUGAACAUGGCAGAGCUGGCGAAAACUUCAGAAGCCCUGCUGCACUCACAGCACACAUGUGAACAGCUAAAAAAAGAUCUGGAAGAGGCCAUUCAGUUCUGUGAGAGUCUUGGAUUUGAGAAAGAUGCUGUUAUUGCCGAACGAGACCUGAUCAAACACACGCUUCAACUGAUAACUGAAGAUCUGGAGAGUCUGAAGGCAGAGAAAGACUCUCUUCAGAAAGAUAAAGAUGUUCUGCAGAAGGACAUUGAUGAGAGAAAAGAUGCAGAUGAGUUUGAGAAACUGGAGCAGGAGAGCAAGAGAGAGUAUGAGAGAGAAUUGGAGGCUGAAAACUCCAAACUGCAGCAGGAUUUACAACGUUCAGAAGACAUGAUCCAAAGGCUGAAGGCUGACCUGGCGAUGAUGUCAUCGGAGCUUCAGAAGAAGACAGACCUGACUACUGAGCUUCAGAGUUUUAGUGACAAGGAUCUUGUCCAGGAAGUGACACGUUUACGGCGCUCUCUUGACGAUGCUGAGUGUCUCAGUUUGGAUACCAAGAAAGAAUGGGCCUUCCUGCGGACUGAGAACAUCUCCCUCAAAGAGAGAGAUGCAACCCUGACUACAGGCUAUGAGAAGAUGGAAGCUGAGGUGAAGAUGCUUCAGGACAAGCUGGAGCAGGAGAAGUCUCGCUUCAAGAAGAUGCAAACGGAUCUUCAAAAAGAACUAAUGGGUGCUUUCGAUGAGAAUACCAAGCUAACUGCUCUUCUGGAUGGAAAAGUGCCAAAAAAUCUGACAGAUAAUCUUGUGUUGGAGAAAACGGUCUGCGACUUGCGUAAGGAGCUUGAUCAGAGUCAUGAGACAGAGAGAUGUUUGCAGAGUAAGAUAGAGCAGAUGGAAACACUUCCUGUUAAAGUGGAUGAAUUGCAGAGACAGGUGUGUGGUCUGUCAGAAGAGCUGUGUUCUGUUAGAGAGGAGAGAGACACUUUGUUAUCCGCUCAGUCCAGUGUGAAUGAAGACCAUCAGAGACUAAAAGAUGAGACGUCUAAAGCUCAGGAUCAGCUGCUGAAGAUGGAGAGUGAUCUGGUUGAUGCUCAGCUGAAGGAAGCAGAACUGAGCCAACAGCUCACGGAGACAUCAGAACGGCUCCAGAACAUCAAGACAGAUCUCCAGCACGUCACACAGGAGAAAAACACACUGCUCACAUCAUUAGAGGAGGCCACACAGAAGUCGGUGCAGUUGAGUGCAGAGCUGGAGUCUGUUCGUGGAGAGAGAGAUGUGCUUUUGUCUGAGAAGAUGGAGGAAGUUCAGAGAGACCCAGAUGAGAUGGAGAAGCUGCGACACACUAUCAGCUCAAUAACUGAAGAGCGAGAGCAGCUCCAAGAAAUUCUACAGGGCCUGAGAGAAGAGAGAGACCAGCUCAAGAGAGACAUGGAGGAAAAUGUGGAGAUGAUGAUUGAGACUCAAGCAGAACUGAGAGAGGCUCAGGAGAAGGUGAAGGACCUUCAGGGAAGAUUACACAACCUGCAAUCACAGAGAGUUCAGAAGGUCGACCAAUAUGAGGACCAGAAGAACUGUGAAGAUGGACAGCUGGACAAACUACAAGAUCAGCAGCUAAUAGAAGAGUUCAGUGCUGCUGUUUUUGAAAAGGAGCCUCUGCUCUCUGAGAGAUCUAACCACCAUGAGCAGUCUGAUGUGAUGGAGAAGAUGAAAGCAGAAGUCACAUCUUUAACACAAGAACGAGAUCAGCUUCAGGAGAGACUACGGGAGCUGGAGAGAGACAAUAUUCAGAUGAAAACACAUCUGGAAAAGAAAAAUGAGAUGAUUCUGCAGGCUCAGUCAGAGUUGCAGGAACAGCAGCAGCAUUUGAACCAAGAUCAAGAAGAUUCUAGUGAGAACAACUCAAUGCUUCAGCAGAUUCAGACACUCAAAGAAGAGCUUGAGACUUUAUUAGAGCAGAGAAACCAGCUGACAUUGGACCUUCAAGAGACCUCUCAACAGGUGUGUGGUCUGUCAGAAGAGCUGCGUUCUAUUAGAGAAGAAAGAGACACUUUGUUAUCCGCUCAGUCCAGUGUGAAUGAAGACCAUCAGAAACUGAAAGAUGAGACAUCUAAAGCUCAGGAUCAGCUGCUGAAGAUGGAGAGUGAUCUGGUUGAUGCUCAGCUGAAGGAAGCUGAACUGAGCCAACAGCUCACAGAGACAUCAGAACGGCUCCAGAACAUCCAGACAGAUCUCCAGCACGUCACACAGGAGAACAGCACACUGCUCACAUCAUUCGAGGAGGCCACACAGAAGUCGGUGCAGUUGAGUGCAGAGCUGGAGUCUGUUCGUGGAGAGAGAGAUGUGCUUUUGUCUGAGAAGAUGGAGGAAGUUCAGAGAGACCCAGAUGAGAUGGAGAAGCUGCGACACACUAUUAGCUCAAUAACUGAAGAGCGAGAGCAGCUUCAAGAAAUUCUACAGGGCCUGAGAGAAGAGAGAGACCAGCUCAAGAGAGACCUUGAAGACACUAAUGGGAUGCUUAUGCAGGUUCAACAGGAACACAGCGGCUCACAGACAGACACACAGCAUGAUGAACUCCUCCAGCAGAUGCAGCAGCUUCAAGAGGAGCUGGACACCGUGAAUGAGGAGAAGAACCAGUUAAAAUCUGAUCUACAGGAAAAUGUUGAAAUGAUGAUUGAAAAUCAAGAGGAGUUGAGAGGAGCUCUUGAGAAGGUGAAAGAUCUUCAGAACACCAUACGAGAGCUGAAGUCUCAACAAACUCUAAUGGAGUCCAAACUCCAGGACUCUGAAAACACAUCCCAACAGCUGCAGGAGCUUCAUGUUCAGAUGAAGCAGCUGAGAGAGGAGUUUGAGAGUGUGUGCUGUGAACGAGAGCGUCUGCUGUCUGAUCGCUCCAUCAAUACACUCAGUGAAACUGAGAUGAUGGAGCAGAUGAAGACCAGCAUCAGCUCUCUGAUGGAGGAGCGAGACCAACUCGAGCAGACACUCCAGGGCCUCAGAGAGGAGGUGGAGCAGCUGAGGAGAGAGCUGCAGGAGAGAGACCAGAUGAUGGUCCAGUUGAAGUCAGAGCUUCAGUCUGUUUGUGCCGAGAGAGACCGUGUGGCAUCUGAAAGAAGCGGAGAGAUGGAGAAGAUGAGCUCCAGAAUGAGCUCUGUGACUGAGGAGCGAGAUCAGCUCCUGGAGACUCUACAGCGGCUUACAGAUGAGAACACGCAGCUCAAGAGAGACCAGCAGCAACAGGACGAGACACUGGUCCAGGUGAGAGAGCAGCUCCAGUCGGCCUGCACUGAGAGAGACAGUCUGCUGUCUGAGAAGAACAAUAGCGAUCUGGAGAACAUGACACUAGAGGAAGUCCAGACAAGCCUGGCUUCUGUCACUGAGGAGAGAGAGCAGCUUCUGGAGAUCCUGAAGGUCAACAGAGAGGAGAAGAACCAGCUGAGGAGAGACCUGGAGGAGAAGGAAGAGACUUUGCUGCAGUUACAAGAAGAGAUUCAGUCGUCUUCUGCAGAGAAAGAACAGCUGCUUUCUGAGAGAACAAAACAACAGCAGGAGAAAUUAGCAGAGAUGAAGAUGGCUAAAGCUAACAUUGCCUCUCUGACUCAAGAGAGAGACCAGCUGCUGGAAACACUGCAGGGCAUGAGAAAUGAGAGCGAGCAGCUGAAGAGAGAUCAGUUAGAGAAGAGCGAGAUGAUGGAGCAGUUGAGACAGGAGCUGCAGUCCGCAUGUGCUGAGAGAGACCGUCUGAUGGCAGAGAGAGAUGCUGCAUGUAACCGAUCUGGUUCUUCCUCCAGUAUGACGUCUCUAAGUGAGGGAGGAGACCUUCAGGAGAUCCUGCAGGGUGUUCGAGAGUUGAUUCAGGUCCAAGGAGAGCUCAAACAGAAGAAACAUCAGGUGUCUGAUCAUGCGAGUCCCACGGGGAAACCGAAAGCCCUUGAGCAGAUUCAAGCCCUCACUGAGGAGAUGGAGUCUCUGAGGAAUCAGAGGGUGGUGCUCAGGAAAGACCUUCAGGAGGCAACUGAGAUUUCUAAAAUGUAUCAGGAUUUACUGCACGUUACUAAGGAGGAGCUGAAGCAGCAGCAGAAAGAGAACGCAGAACUGAUGGAGCAGAGUGCUGCGAAAGAGUCUCAGCUUCAGCAGCAGUUGAGUCAAAUAAGUGAAGAUCUCUCAGCUUUACGAGUCCAGCACAACACAGAGAUCCAAAACCUCCAAUCAAAGCUCACCUCACUUACAAAAGUGAAGGAUGAACUCCAGGACACGCUAAAGAGAACCAGAGAGGAGGGAGAACAACUGAGACAGAAUCUUCAAAAGACUGAGGAGAUGAAAAACCGGUUGACAGGGGAGCUGGGGUCUCUCACUGACAUGAAGGAUCAGCUGGAGAAUAAGACGCAUACUGAGCAGGUCCUUGAGUCUUUAAGAGAUGUCACGAAAGAGAGAGAUCAACUCAAACAAGAACUGGAGGGAAAAAUGGAGAAGCUGACACGCAUUGAAUCAAAAGCAGAGCAGCUGAAAAAGCAGAAGAUCCUCCUGGAAUCUGAAGUCCAUUCCCUCAGUCAGUCUCUCACUGAGGUGAACUGCAGUGUGUCUGAUCAGAGGCAGUCCAAACACAGAUCUGGAUAUCUGGUUCCUGAGAUUGAUGCGGCUGAUCAGAAGAUGCAGGUGGCCUUUGCAAAGCUCCAGCAGAUCAUCGACCGUCCCACUAACGCUUUAUCUGAUGUGAACCGUGAAGAAUGGGCUGUGAUCUUUCAGCUGGUGCCAUUCAUUCCAAAGGAUCAGAGAACAGUCCAUGACAAACACACCAAGAAAACAACCAGACUGAACCACGUGCUGAUCAAGAUUGCGGAGGCAUACAAGAGACUGGCGCUGCGCUACAAGACCCACUUUGAGACGGAGGUGCAGCGUGACGUGUCCUUGUUUGAGGAAUCUCGACUACAGGACUUGCUCGUGCUCAUGGCUCAGACUCCAUCACAGUCUUUCCGAUCACUCCAGGAUGACUUCCAGCAGCUCUGGGAUCAGAGACUGUCACGUCUGUUGGAAAGACGUCAGCAGUACUUGCAGAAACUGGAGGCUGGUCUAAAGGUUCUGGAGGAUGGUCUAGCCAAACAUGAAGUGAUGGUGUCAGAGGAGCGUAAGCACAGGACUCGUGCACUGGAGGAGCUCAGAUCUCUACUCAGAUCUCCUCAGACUGCUGCUAUUGUACAGCUGCAUGAGCGACAAAUCGCUCGGCGUACCAAAGCGACAGAGCGUCUCAAUACGUUUUAUUUUGCUCUGUUGAAUGAAUGUGACGCUGCGAUUUCCCCCCUCAAAUUGUCCUCUGCUGAGUCUGAGCAGCGGCUGAAGGAUCACAGAAGAGAGACUAUAACUCUGCUUCAAGCUCAACACGGCACCCUGCCCAAAACUGAGACUGAACUUCUGCAGGACAAUCAGCGUCUGUCACUGCAGGUGCAGCAAACCCAGAAACAGAUGGAGGAUAUUCAGGAGCAGAUGAAAGAACUGAAGGUCCAGGCUGAUGCCUCAAAUCUUCAGCUUCAGGAACUUGGUGGCCAGCUAAAAGAGAAAGAAGCCCUCCUCCAGAGCUUACAAAACAAACUUAAAGAGUCAGAGGUUCUGGCUAAGAGGAGCAUGACACCAGGAGCUGCUGAGCUUGCCACCCUAAAAGACAAACUUGUCAAAAUGGAGCUGGAUCACAUUGCAGUCACAACUAGUCAUGAAAAGGAAAUUGCACAGAUGAGCUCCAUGUUGGAGCACAGAGCCGAUGUCAUCCGCAAGCUGAAAGAGACCCUGAGGAAAAUGCAGCAGGACGAUGAACAGUCAUUCACAGAUGGUGAUGAGUUUGACCUUAAAUUGGGCUCAAGCACCAGAGCGGUCACGUCCCUCAAAGAGAAGAUGGAGGAGCUGCAGAAGAAGAACACUCAGUUUGAGAGUCUGGUGAGCAAGCAGCAGGAGGAGAUCAACAAAUGGAAGCGGCGAGCGUACAAGUUGAAGGAGUGUAAUCGAGAUGCUCCAUGCACCCCGACCAAACGCCAUCCUCCUCUGACGGAGACUGAAGUCAACUCGCCAAAGAGGACGUUCCUGGACUCUCCAAAGAGCAAGUUCUUCGACGUGCGCUCCAAAGUUCUCACCCUCAACCAUCCCACGCAGUUCUUUGAUAACUCCAAUCUUGGGACGAUGCCAGAGGUUUCCUGUAUGCUGGGCGAGCCCAUCAUGGAUUCUUCAGACAGUGAUGAAGAGGAUUCCAGUUCCAGCACAGCUGUUGCAUCAGAUGCAGCACCAGUAGACGACUGGUGGCAGAUUCCUAAUGCUUUGCCAGAAAAGCCUGACGCUAACACGAAUGCUAACGCUUGCCCAACACAGUGAUCUUGGAUCUGUUUUGCCGUCCCUUUUGCUGUCUGUUGGAAAGUUAAUUUGAGAUAAAAGUCCUUGGAGUCCAAUCAUUCACCAACUGAUGUAGAAUGUUAAACAUGUCCUGAGAUAAUGACAUCUUCUAAACUCAUCCACCAUCUGUCCUGCUGUGGAAAAUCAGAAAUCAGGAAGCUCUUUAUGAUGCAUCAAACUGAUGUUCAUCUUGACAGCCGGAGAUGCACCGCAGUAAACAUCCAGUGAGCACUAACAACUAUACUCAACUCUGCAGUCAUUGUUUGUCUUUUUUUGUGUAUGUUAGCUUUUUUUCUCGUUUUAAUGUUUUAUGUAAAUAAAGUCAGCGUUUUAAAUGUAAA
Cyprinus carpio (common carp) is the source of this 8507-nucleotide messenger RNA. It is a transcript of the gene cenpe, whose product is annotated as centromere protein E. The record is from RefSeq and is a predicted model, not a curated record. Gene Ontology annotation, cellular component: microtubule. Gene Ontology annotation, biological process: microtubule-based movement; mitotic cell cycle. NCBI's taxonomy places the organism in Eukaryota, Metazoa, Chordata, Actinopteri, Cypriniformes, Cyprinidae. Gene Ontology annotation, molecular function: ATP binding; microtubule binding; plus-end-directed microtubule motor activity.